AUGAAGUUCUCUGUUAUCAUCGCUGGUCUUUUCUCUGCCAUGGCUGUCAAGGCUGCUGUCUAUGAAAUCAACUUUGCUACCAAUGCUGAUGCCUUGGACUGCCAAACCAGAGAUAUCAAGUAUAUCAACAAGGUCUCUGAUAGCCAUUUGGUUAAUGAUGCCCAACUCACCUUGACCAAUGCCAAGGAGUGUAACCCUGUUAUCCUCGAGCAAUUUGAUGCUGUCUGCCCCGCUCUUGUCUCUCGCAGCUGCGCUUAA
Molecule: messenger RNA, 258 nt
Organism: Mucor velutinosus
Lineage: Eukaryota; Fungi; Mucoromycota; Mucoromycetes; Mucorales; Mucoraceae
Exons: 1
Coding region: 1-258 (85 amino acids)
Source: RefSeq, a predicted model, not a curated record